Gongylonema pulchrum is the source of this 279-nucleotide messenger RNA. Lineage: Eukaryota; Metazoa; Nematoda; Chromadorea; Rhabditida; Gongylonematidae. The record is from the annotation of a GenBank genome assembly.
GAUCGUUAUCGAAGUCAAGAAAUUGAGGAGCCAUCGUUAUUACAAUUUUUGGCUGCUGGUCAACAUCCGGAUCCAACAAAUGAUGCGGAAGCAAGAUUUCAGUAUUCUUCAAAAAAUUUGCUCAGACUAGAUUGUUGUGAUAUUUUUCGUAGAUGCGCGGAAUGGUUGAAAAAUCCUGGUGCUACCAGACAGUCGGAAUACGGAUCUUUUGAAAAUCCUGUAGCAACAGACGAGCCCAGAAAUGCAACAAAUCAUAUUGCUAAUGCUUCGAGCAUAUGA